This is a messenger RNA of Amborella trichopoda, 1015 nucleotides long. RefSeq names its product protein NRT1/ PTR FAMILY 4.3-like. Gene Ontology annotation, biological process: transmembrane transport. The record is from RefSeq and is a predicted model, not a curated record. Gene Ontology annotation, molecular function: transmembrane transporter activity. Gene Ontology annotation, cellular component: membrane. NCBI's taxonomy places the organism in Eukaryota, Viridiplantae, Streptophyta, Magnoliopsida, Amborellales, Amborellaceae.
CGUUUUUUAAUUUAGGUAAUAGUUGUAGCCAUAAAGAAUAGGAAGCUUGAUCUACCUGCAAAUGCUGAGGAAUUAAAUCAUGGAAAGAUUGUGGAGGAUACGGUGGAUAUGGAAGGUCUGACUAACACCAAUGAUUUCAAAUUUUUGGAUAAAGCCUCAAUUUUAACUAGCAAGAAGGGCAAGUUGAGCCCGUGCUCGGUAACUCAAGUUGAGGAGACAAAGAUCAUCUUUCGACUGGUCCCCAUCGCUUUAAGCUCGAUAAUCUGCUAUGUUCCUGUCACUCUGUUGCUAACACUAACAGUUCAACAAGGAAACACAAUGAACAAGAAGGUAGGGAGGAUACAUAUCUCUCCAGCAUCCCUCUUCUUUAUCCCUAUAACCUUUCAAAUGUUAAUCUUAUUUCUUUACGACCGUUUCAUUAUGCCUUUUGGCCGAAGGCUCAUAAAAGAUGGGUCUGGCAUCACAAGCUUGAAACGCGUUGGGUUGGGCUACUUCACAACUACAAUUUCAAUGUGUCUGGCUGCGAUGAUUGAGAAGAAGAGGAAGCAAGUGGCCAUUGAGCAUGGUAUGGUGGAGGCCACUACUGGGAUCCCCAUGUCUGUGUUGUGGCUAGGGUUCCAAUUCUUUGUAUUGGGGAUUUUUGAUGCAACUAGCUUUGUGGGGCUGUUGGAGUUCUUCAACAGUGAAGUCUCCAAGGGGAUGAAGUCAUUAGGCACUGCAAUCUUCUGGUGCAUUCUUGGUUUGGGAUCUUUGUUGGGUUCAUUUCUUGUUCAUUUGGUCAAUCAGUUCACUAGGCAUUCCCAAGGUGAGGGGUGGUUAGGGGGUAACAACUUAAACAAGAAUCAUUUAGAUAGGUUUUAUUGGCUCCUUGCUCUGAUAGGCUUCAUUAGCUUUAUCAAUUAUCUUUGGUGGGCUUUGCAAUACUCAUCUAGACAAUUUUAUACCAGGGUUUAAGUUGGUAUGAUGCUUUGCAUUAUGUUUUUUUUCUAAUGUUCUUUUUACUCUUCUUCUCAAA